GAAACCCCCGUCUUGUCUACGACUCUAGGACCGUCGGGCGAUCAGCCGAUUACCUGCUGUGAUCAGCCAUGCACAACGACGAGACCAUUUGGGCCUGUUUGGGCGAGAAUGGGUUUUGUUCCUUCAAGGUGAGAUGGAAGGAGCCAAAGCAAGACUUCUGCCGAAACCCCUACAACGUGAAUGGAUUGUGCAACAAGAUGAGUUGCCCCUUGGCGAACAGCCAAUAUGCCACCAUCAUCGAGGAGGAAGGCAUCAAUUAUCUCUACAUGAAGACGGUGGAGCGGGCGCAUUCACCCAAGAAUUUGUGGGAGCGCGUGAAGCUGAGUCGGAACUUCUUACAGGCCCUGGAGCAGAUCAGCAAGCAUCUAGAGUUUUGGCCAGAUCGUGUGAUCAACCGUUGCAAGCAGAGGCUGACCAAAAUGAGGCAGAUGUUGAUCAGGAUGCGGAAGCUUUCCUUGAAAGGGGGUACCAAGCUGGUGCCCAUCAAGAAGAAAACCGAGAAGCGUGAAGCCACCAGAGAGUUGAAGGCGGAGAGUGCGGCCAAAGUGGACUUAGCCAUCGAGCGAGAGCUUCUGGAGCGGCUGAAGCAGGGCACCUAUGGUGACAUCUACAACUUCCCGAAGAAGAACUUCGACAGCGUCAUGGAAAAGGAAGAUGAAGAGCAAGAGCUGCAGGACGAGGAUGAGAGUGAUAUGGAGUUCGUGGAGGACUUGGGAGAAGAUGAUGAGGAGUGGGAAGAUAUUGACAACAAGGUGGAAGAGGUGGAAGUGGAGGGCGACCUUGGCAUGAACGACCUCGAGGAGGUCUCGUUGCCGGCGCGGAAGAAGCGGAGGGGCAAGGUCGAGGUGGAGUACGAGCACGAGAUCGAUACCAGGUGAUCCAUUCGUUCCACGAAGCAGUGACCCGGAAGCGGCUCGGAGCUCGCGAGCUUUCCCUAAGCCUCGCAGAGCAGACUUCAUCCCGGGCAAUGCUGGAGAGAAACGCCGGAACUGCUGAACUGUCAGGAUCACGCUCCUCAG
Molecule: messenger RNA, 1019 nt
Organism: Durusdinium trenchii
Lineage: Eukaryota; Dinophyceae; Suessiales; Symbiodiniaceae
Source: the annotation of a GenBank genome assembly